Molecule: messenger RNA, 1655 nt
Organism: Triplophysa rosa
Lineage: Eukaryota; Metazoa; Chordata; Actinopteri; Cypriniformes; Nemacheilidae
Product: E3 SUMO-protein ligase ZBED1-like
Exons: 2
Coding region: 1-1407 (468 amino acids)
Molecular function (GO): protein dimerization activity
Source: RefSeq, a predicted model, not a curated record
AUGGAUGCAUUUCGAAUCGCGUCCUCCGAUACAACCUACACACCACCGUCAAGAGGUACUGUACUUUCCAGAAUAAAUCAACUGUAUGACACAGAAAAAAAAUCAAAACGGGACACAUUAGCUCAAACUAAACACGUGGCCCUAACCGGAGAUCACUGGACGUCGAUCAGUAAUCACAACUAUCUAGGAGUUACUGCACACGUCAUCGAUUGUGACUGGAAACUUAAGUCCUUCGCGUUAACUGUACUGAAGUCAGUCACACGGCACUAUUCUGAUGCAUGUGCCGAACAGUUUCUAACAGUGGCUGACGACUGGGGCGUCCGCGAAAAGGUGACCACCGUCGGAACUGACAGCGCACGCAACAUGGUCGCAGCUGCAAGAAAGCUCCCCUUCCAUCACAUGCCGUGCGCUGCCCAUAUAGUUCAGAGGGCCAUCACUGUUUGCCUCUCUGACAGUGGAUUCGCUGACACAUUGACCAAGUGUCGCAAAAUUGUUGGACAUUUUAAGCACAGCCCUGCUAAUACAGAAGAACUUCAUCUACAACAAAUUGCACAGGGACAACAGAGAGAGCAACUGAUACAAGACGUUUCAACGAGGUGGAACUCGUCACUCGAUAUGAUCACCCGUCUCUUACGGAAUGAAGAGGCUGUUAAGACUACUCUGGCCCAACAGAAACACAAGUUAGUCAUGCUGACUGCAUCUGAGUGGGACAAACUGCCCAAGUUACAGAACCUUCUUGAACCAUGCAAGUAUGUCACUGAACUCCUUGGGGGUGAGGCUUAUGUCUCCUGCUCUGUAGUGCUUCCUGCAUUCUGCCACCUUCACCAUGUAAUGAGGGUCUCUGAUGAGGAUCCAGCCUAUGUGGCAAGGUUCAAGACUGCCUUCAGCAAAGAUCUUGCCGAACGGCAAGCUGACAUGAAUGGUGAAUGGCUAAAACUUGCUUCAGCACUUGACCCACGUUUUAAGGACUUGAAGUGCCUAUCAAGAGGAGAGAGAGAACAGGUGUGGUCUAGCCUCGAGAAAAUACUACAAGAAGGAGGAUUCAGCGCAGACACUCCACAACCCUGUGAGGAACAUGAGCCAACUAAGAAGAAGAGAGUCCUCCUGCUGGGUUCAGACUCGGAUUCAGAGGAAGAAAAUCACCAUAGCAAUGCUUUACAUCGUUACAGAGCUGAGCCCAGUAUUGGAAUGGAUGAGUGUCCUCUAGAGUGGUGGUCAGCUCAUGCAGGAGCCCAUGUUAAACUGUCUUCCUUAGCUUGCAAAUAUUUGGCCACCCCUGCAACCACUGUACCAUGCGAAAGACUUUUCUCACUGGCUGGCACUGUUGUGCAGAAUAAAAGAGCAUCUUUAAACUUAGAAAAUGUAAACAAGUUAGUAUGUCUUAGCAACUGGUUAAAAGAGAAAUAAGAAUUGAGGUGAGUUUUUGUUACAUUUUGACCAGUGUAGCAUAAGGGACAGGCUUAUGUUCAAUAAUGUCAUGUCCAUUGAAAUUUAGUUGAAAAGCUUGUGUUCAGUAAUAAACAAAAUUGUCAUGGUCUGGUCAUUACCCUUGAGACAUUGGUUUGUGUUUAAUAAUAAUUAAAACUGUCAUGACCAUUGCAACCUAUGUCAUUGGUUUGUGUUAAAUAAGUUACAAUUGUCAUGUUCACUGUAAC